UGUGUGUGUGUGUGUGUGUGUGUGUGUGUGUGUGUGUGUGUGUGUGUGUGUGUUGGUAUAACCGGAAUUCAGGGACAAUUUGUCCGUCUACACACCGGCAAUCCGCGAACCUUAGGGUAAUUUGAGGACUAUGCCAAGGUCCCCGGAUUUCAAACAAUUUAUUUGCAUUUGUGACUGUCAGAGGAACAUCCUCUCUCAUUUUCGUUCAAAGUCCUUUUUUACCACAAACCUGUUUUUAGGUGUAUCCCAGUGUAUAGAGUAGCGCAUCCUAUCGGUUGUGCUUAUAUUGCACUUUCAUACACAUUUCCUACACACACGGUUCGAUUUUGCCGCCCUUUUCACUGAUUGGUUGGUUCGAACAAGUGGGUGGCGUCUACAGGAAGUUCGCUCCAAGGACCGCCCCGACUGGGCUUUUAAACAUUAAAUCCCAUUUGAAGCUGCUGGCGACCAAUGGAUGCACUAUAGGAUUUAAAACAUACAGGUAAGCAUUAAAACUUGUAAACAAAGUAUAUAUUUGCAUGUGGAAGUAUUUUACACCAUAACAAUAACUUAUUAAGUUUAAUUUUUUUUUUUUUUAUUAUUGAUGCAUAUUUUAAUGGAAAUAAAGUUAGUUUAACUUCAAUGCAUAUUGGCAUUAGGUUGUUUUUACAGCAUUGCUAAUGCAUGCUGUUGAGGCCGGUGUUACCUUCACAAGGCUGCACUAGUAGUAGAGCUAACAGCUACCAGCUCUCAGCUGCAGCAGCUUCAGAGCAGGCAGGAGAGGAUCAGUCUUGUAUUUUGGAGGAAUGUGCUUCGUGCAGUGUCGUGUAACCAGCUGUUUUGUGGACUAGAGAAGGUGAGGAUGUUUGAUUCGUGUUCAUUUUAAGCCACACAAGCCGCAGUUUAUUUUCAUGCACGUGGAAGCUCCGUGUCGGCAGCGGCCACGCCCCCUCGUUGAGCCGUGCGUGCAUGCCUUCACACAGGUGAUAGUACUGAGCACAGGUGGUGGGGAUGAGGACAGCAGCUUUGAGCAGUUACAGAGUGGUCCGGUCAGUGUUUGGGAGCUGAAAACAGCUAAAAACAACUAAGGUAAUGUGGAGUUGUUUGUUUAAACAAGCUAGUGGCUACACUGUUCUUGUUAACUUGUAUUGUUAGGUCUGCUUGUUAAAUCGUAUGUGCUUAGCUGCAGCAGCUUCAGAGCAGGCAGGAGAGGAUCAGUCUUGUAUUUUGGAGGAAUGUGCUUCGUGCAGUGUGGUGUAACCAGCUGUUUUGUGGACUAGAGAAGGUGAGGAUGUUUGAUUCGUGUUCAUUUUAAGCCACACAAGCCGCAGUUUAUUUUCAUGCACGUGGAAGCUCCGUGUCGGCAGCGGCCACGCCCCCUCGUUGAGCCGUGCGUGCGUGCGUGCCUUGACACAGGUGAUAGUAAUGAGCACAGGUGGUGGGGGUGAGGACAGCAGCUUUGAGCAGUUACAGAGACAGCUAAAAACAACUAAGGUAAUGUGGAGUUGUUUGUUUAAACAAGCUAGUGGCUACACAGUUCUUGUUAACUUGUAUUGUUAGGUCUGCUUGUUAAAUCUUAUGUGCUUAAAACUGUAAGCUAUCAGUGUUUCCACAGAGGUUUUUGGCUGUUAUCGUUAUUAUGAAAGUGUAAAGUACAAUAGUGAGGAGCAACAAAGCUGUGGUACAGUAUCUGGUGCAGUGUGUGCCAUUUAAAAAUGCUGUUUAAUAUUCAUGUUGAUUAUUGACUAUUCCAUAACUGAAAGCAAGGAUGAAAUGUCAACAGGCUUUAUUUCUAUUUCAUUUUUUCCCCUGAGAUAGAGACUCACAGCACUCAUGUUGUCUUAUAUAGUAUUUUUAAGUGAACAUCUUGCAUCUGGUAGAUAACAGGUUGAGCUGUUUAUUGUUUUGGGUUGUUAUUUGAAUUAAAACAAAAUUAUGACAAACUAAUCACAUGUCAGAAGCACUGAUGUGAAAACCUCACAAACCAUGGUCCGUGUAAAUGUCAUAAAGGACCUUGGAUCGGAAAUGUGAACCCAGCAGUGUGCUAUCGCACAAUAGUCAAGUCAUCUGGAUACUGCUGUAAAUAUAAUUGAAUGUUAAUGUAAAAUUGUAUAUGUAGGUUAAGUUCUUGUUUGAAGAAGCAGGACAAGGACAGUGAGUGAGGAAGAGAUACAGAGACUGAGGAUGAUCAUUCAAGCAGAUGAAAGACUGCAUUUAUUUGCGUGUCUGUUCCUACUGGAUGCUAAUGAUGGGACAUCAAUCCCACAAGAGGUUCAAUGCAGCUGAUGUAGUUAUAGAAUCUCUGUACACUGAGAUUAUGUUACAUUAAAUUGUAGAGAGUUGAGUUUGUGGUCCAACACAGCUCUACACUAGAACAGACAUCAUCCUACUGUUAAUAUUUAGUUAAUGUGCAGCCUAUUUCUGUUGUAGAAGCAUUAAGUCCUUUGUAUUAAAUUUAAACUUGAAUGUUGAUUUAUGAGCUCAGAAUAUAGCUUCUGCUCAGAUGCCACAUGUAAAUUACUAGACUUCUAGUACAUAAUAAUCCUAACAACAAUCUUCUUUUAAUUAUGUUACUCUGGCUUUUGUCACUGGCCAGUGAAUCAUGCAGAGGCGAAGGCGCAUAAAUCCAAUGGAUGAUGCAAAAUUUUUUGCUCACACUGGAAGGGAUAAACUUGGACUGGACAUCAAUUACAUUAAUGCUUUCAAAGGUCGUGGUAUCUUCACCUCUGCUCCUUUUGAAAAAGGCGACUUUCUCUGCGAAUAUCGAGGUGACCUAAUAACAAACGAAGAAUGUGAAAGGAGACAGAAAAUAUACCAUGACGCCCUUAAGGUGUUCAUGUUCGAGUUCCGUUUUAGUGGUAAACUGUGGUGUGUUGAUGCAGCAAAGGAAGAUGGAUCACUCGGAAGACUAGUAAAUGACGACCAUAUCAGCCCUAAUGCAAAGAUGAAGUACCUGAAUGUGCAGGGGAAACCCCAUCUGUGUUUAUUUGCCAUACGGGACAUAGUUGCAGGAGAGGAGAUAACCUAUAACUAUGGUGACUCAGACUGGCCGUGGAGAAGCAAGAAAUCUGGAGGGAUGUCAUCGGAUGUCAAACAUGGUGAGGCACCAUGCACAGCAAAGCUUUCUACGAGAACUCAAAAGAGGUCAACACAUGAAGCCCCAAAAAUGAUGCCUACAAGGACAUCAGCUGGUCGUCCUAAAUGCUUUAAUAAGGGUAUUGAUGAGGAUAUGCCUCAGGGAAGUCCUAAUACCACAAAUUCCCAGACCCUAGAUGAAGGUCAUGUACAGAUGACUAUCGAAAGAAGCCAGAUUGAGAUGACUGCAAGCAACCUGAACCAGACAAGUCCAGUGCUUGAUCCACUCACCAGGACUGGACAGAUGAUGACCGAAAGAGGCCAGAUUGAGAUGAGUGCAAGCAACCUGAACCAGACAAGUCCAGUGCUUGAUCCACUCACCGGGAUUGGACAGGGUAUUAAUGAGGAUAUGCCUCAGGGAAGUCCUGAGACCACAAAUUCCCAGACCCCAGAUGAAGGUCAUGUGCAGAUGACGACCGAAAGAGGCCAGAUUGAGAUGAGUGCAAGCAACCUGAACCAGAGAAGUCCAGUUCUUGAUCCGCUCACCAGAAUUGGACAGAUGAUGACCGAAAGAGGCCAGAUUGAGAUGAGUGCAAGCAACCUGAACCAGACAAGUCCAGUGCUUGAUCCACUCACCGGGAUUGGACAGGGUAUUAAUGAGGAUAUGCCUCAGGGAAGUCCUGAGACCACAAAUUCCCAGACCCCAGAUGAAGGUCAUGUGCAGAUGACGACCGAAAGAGGCCAGAUUGAGAUGAGUGCAAGCAACCUGAACCAGAGAAGUCCAGUUCUUGAUCCGCUCACCAGAAUUGGACAGAUGACGACCGAAAGAGGCCAGAUUGAGAUGAGUGCAAGCAACCUGAACCAGAGAAGUCCAGUGCUUGAUCCACUCACCAGGAUUGCACAGAUGACGACCGAAAGAGGCCAGAUUGAGAUGAGUGCAAGCAACCUGAACCAGAGAAGUCCAGUGCUUGAUCCACUCACCAGGAUUGCACAGAUGACGACCGAAAGAGGCCAGAUUGAGAUGAGUGCAAGCAACCUGAACCAGAGAAGUCCAGUUCUUGAUCCGCUCACCAGAAUUGGACAGAUGACGACCGAAAGAGGCCAGAUUGAGAUGAGUGCAAGCAACCUGAACCAGAGAAGUCCAGUGCUUGAUCCACUCACCAGGAUUGCACAGAUGACGACCGAAAGAGGCCAGAUUGAGAUGAGUGCAAGCAACCUGAACCAGAGAAGUCCAGUGCUUGAUCCACUCACCAGGAUUGCACAGGUAUGA
Messenger RNA from Pleuronectes platessa (European plaice), 4324 nucleotides. RefSeq lists its product as uncharacterized. NCBI's taxonomy places the organism in Eukaryota, Metazoa, Chordata, Actinopteri, Pleuronectiformes, Pleuronectidae. The record is from RefSeq and is a predicted model, not a curated record. The coding region runs from base 2582 to 4324 and encodes 580 amino acids. Gene Ontology annotation, molecular function: protein binding. The transcript is spliced from 18 exons.